GAAAAACCCGAAGCGAAACACGUAGAUAAGAGGGGAGAAGAAAACAGAGGGAGAGGAAAACCGGAAAAUGGCGUCCUUAUCUCUUAAAACCCCUUUCGUCCCCUCCCUCUCUUCCCCCAGCCCCAGGUCCCAACCCAAGCAGGACCUCGGGUUUGGCCGGUGGUCGUGCCGGAAACAGGGGAUCCACCCCGAGUUCUUUGAGGACGCCAAGGUUUACUGCAACGGUGAGCUGGUGAUGACGACGGGUGGGACCCAGAAGGAGUACUCGGUCGACAUGUGGUCAGGGAACCACCCUUUCUAUUUGGGGAACAGGUCGGGGAUGCUCCAGGAUGACGACCAGGUUGAGAAGUUCCGGAAGAAGUACGGGGAGCUCUCGGACCUGAUGGAGAUCCCCGUGCUGAAGGGGGAGAUCGUGCUUCCGACGAAGAAGAGGGCGGCCAAAGGGAAGGGGAAGAAGUAGGAUGGGUUUAUGGUAUAGUCUCUUCAGUCCUUGUUUUUGGUGCAUUUCGAUGCUAGUUUGUGAUGGAUGCAUUUCGUUGCUAGUUAGUGUUGAUAAUCUAUUUUCUCAAUGCUGGAAUUUAAGAUAUUGUUUUAAGUAAGAGUUGUGGAAUUUUCGUACUGGUUAUUAUGUCGCUAGAUUGAAAAAAAAAACGUCUUUUAUGUCAGUUUUUUUUAAUUUGUUACUA
Asparagus officinalis (garden asparagus) is the source of this 686-nucleotide messenger RNA. RefSeq names its product 50S ribosomal protein L31, chloroplastic. Lineage: Eukaryota; Viridiplantae; Streptophyta; Magnoliopsida; Asparagales; Asparagaceae. Gene Ontology annotation, biological process: translation. Gene Ontology annotation, cellular component: ribosome. Gene Ontology annotation, molecular function: structural constituent of ribosome. The record is from RefSeq and is a predicted model, not a curated record. The coding region runs from base 68 to 460 and encodes 130 amino acids. The transcript has 2 exons.